AUGCCCAAUACUUUAGACAACUCCUUCAUCACUAACGGGCCCUGGAAAACCGGCAUCUUUGAGGGUAAAGUCGCCUUCGUCACUGGCGGUGCCGGAACCAUUUGUCGUGUCCAAACGGAGGCAUUGCUUCUGCUAGGUUGCAAGGCAGCUAUCGUGGGUCGCAACAAGGAAAAAACGGAGUUGGCAGCCAAAGAGAUGUCAGGACUCAUCCAGGACCCCGACUCUGUUUUACCCAUUUCUGAAGUUGACGUCCGCGAGUUUGCCCAGUUGGAACGCGCAGUAGCGCUUACCGUGGAAAAAUUCGGACGCAUCGAUUUUGUCAUUGCAGGGGCUGCUGGUAACUUCAUAGCACCCUUCGAACGACUAUCUCCCAAUGCCUUCAAAUCAGUGGUGUCAAUUGAUCUUUUGGGAAGCUUUAACACCGCAAAAGCCUGCCUCCCGCAACUGAAGCAAAACAAAGGCUCCAUACUUUUUGUCUCGGCCACUUUCCACUACUACGGCGUUCCGUUCCAAAGCCACGUCGGCGCUGCCAAAGCAGGAAUCGACGCCCUUUCCAAUGCACUUGCAGUAGAGCUAGGGGUCUCUGGAAUACGCAGCAAUUGCAUCGCACCUGGCGCAAUCGACGGAACAGAAGGUAUCGCAAGGCUCUCUGGCACCGUGUCUAAAGAUCAGAUGUGUUCUAAGAUCCCGUUGCAGCGUCUAGGCUCCACAAAAGACGUCGCAAACACAACAGUGUUCUUGUUUUCAGACGCUGCCAUGUACGUGACAGGCACAGUGCACAUUGUUGAUGGUGGUAUGUGGCACUUGGGCACUCAUUUUGGGCGGGAAAUGUAUCCUCAGAAUUUACUAUCCGAGGAAAAUGCUAAAUUAUGA
This is a messenger RNA of Lachancea meyersii CBS 8951, 873 nucleotides long. The record is from the annotation of a GenBank genome assembly. Lineage: Eukaryota; Fungi; Ascomycota; Saccharomycetes; Saccharomycetales; Saccharomycetaceae.